AUGGUAUCAGAGAAACACCUCAAAGCUUCUUCAAUGGCUCGAACCAGAAAAUCCUCUACUUCUAUUCGAGACCCACCUGAAGCUCUGAUGAACGAUGAUCAUCGUCCUCCUCCACCUGAAGAUCCACCUGCACUGAUUGCGCGCAACAAUGGAGGCCAAACCUCUGUCUCCAAUCGCUUUGCUCCUCUGGAAACCUUAGAUCGACCCACACAUGAAGAUGCUAGAAAUCCAUAUUUCUUGGGUAAUGGAGAUCAUCCUGGAAUUAUCCUUGCCUCACCUCCUCUCAUGGACAAAAAAUUUCAACAAUGGCGUCGGGAUUUCAUGUUAUCGAUUGGGGCCAAGAACAAGAAAGGUUUCCUCAAUGGACAACUACCUCAACCCCAUCCCUCAGAUCCAAACUACAAUGCUUGGCACCAAUUUGAUCAAAUGCUCAUGUUUUGGAUUAUACAUUCGGUGUCUCCUGACAUUAAAAGUAGCAUCAUGUUCUUAGACUCAGCUGUUGCAUGUGGGAAGAACUGA
Molecule: messenger RNA, 519 nt
Organism: Humulus lupulus (European hop)
Lineage: Eukaryota; Viridiplantae; Streptophyta; Magnoliopsida; Rosales; Cannabaceae
Exons: 1
Coding region: 1-519 (172 amino acids)
Source: RefSeq, a predicted model, not a curated record